Molecule: messenger RNA, 750 nt
Organism: Mus pahari (shrew mouse)
Lineage: Eukaryota; Metazoa; Chordata; Mammalia; Rodentia; Muridae
Gene: Cd8a
Product: CD8a molecule
Exons: 6
Coding region: 1-750 (249 amino acids)
Source: RefSeq, a predicted model, not a curated record
AUGGCCUCACUGUUGACCUGCUUUCUGUCCCUGAAUCUGCUACUGCUGGGUGAGUUGAUGAUCCCGGGGAGGGCAGGGGCUGGAGCACAUCAAGGUUCUGGACAGUUCAUAAUCUCGCCAAAGAAAAUGGACGCCGAACUGGGCCAGAAGGUGGAGCUGGUAUGCGAAGUGGUGUGGUCCACUUCCCAAGGAUGCUCUUGGCUCUUCCAGAACUCCAGCUCCAAACUCCCCCAGCCCAUCUUUGUCGUCUAUAUAGCUUCAUCCCACUCCAAGAUAACGCUGAACGAUGAGCUGGAUCCGAAACUGUUUUCUGCCAAGAGGGACAUGAACAAGUACAUCCUCACCCUGAACAAGUUCAGCAAGGAAACUGAAGGCUACUAUUUCUGCUCAGUCACUAGCAACUCGAUGAUGUACUUCAGCUCUCUCGUGCCGGUCUUUCAGAAAGUGAAGUCUACUACCACCAAACCAGUGCUGCGAACUACCACACCAGUGCCCCCUACCGGGACAUCUCGGCCCCCGAGACCAGAAACUUGCCGGCCCGGGGCGGGUGGCUCAGUGGAGGCGACGGGAUUGGAUUUCGCCUGUGAUAUUUACAUCUGGGCACCCUUGGCCGGAUUCUGCGGGGUCCUUCUGCUGUCCUUGAUCACCACUCUCAUCUGCUACCACAGGAUCCGAAAGCGGGUUUGCAAAUGCCCCAGGCCGCUAGUCAGACAGGAAGGCAAGCCCCGACCUUCAGAGAAAUUAGUGUAA